AUGCCCGACGAGUUCUGCGUACACUCGGGGGUCGAACUCCGCUUUGCCCCGACGGGUGUUAAGGCCCCUCCGAAGAGGAAGACCUGCCGGCGGCGCGUUUCUCCGCAUCUCGAAGCCACGUGCGAAGAGAUGCCCGACGAGUUCCGCGCUUCUGAAAAAGAAGCCAUGCGGCUGAAUGAACGCGGCGCGGCCGACGGGGCACGGCAGCAGGGGCAGCCCGACCCCCGCCCCGCUCCCCGGUGCGAAGAGAGGGCGGGCCGGCCGGAGGUGGCGCCUCUUCUCCUUCUCCUUCUUCUUGGCUCGCUCGCUCGCUCCCCGUCGCCUUUCGCCCGCGCCGCGCCCGGCUCCGCCCGCGCCCCCUCCGCGCCCAGCAUGGACGAGGCGGCGGCGGCCACGGCAGCCCCGCGCCCGCCGGAAGCCUGCCGCAACCGCACGGGCCUGCUGCGCUCGGGCCAGAGCCCGGCCUCGGCGGCCGUCAUGUUCUCGGCCGGCGUGCUGGGCAACCUGACGGCGCUGGCGCUGCUGCUGCUGGCGCGGCGCCGCCGCCGGGCGCGCCGGGCGCGGCUGGCGCCCUUCCACGUGCUCUCGAUGGCGCUGGUGCUGACCGACCUGCUGGGCACCUGCCUGCUGAGCCCGGUGGUGCUGGCGGCCUACGCGCGGGACCGGCGGCUCUGGCGGCUGGCGGCGGGCGGCCGCGUGUGCCGCUACUUCGCCUUCGCCAUGAGCUUCUUCGGCCUGGCCACCACGGGCUGCCUGGGCGCCAUGGCGCUGGAGCGCGGCCUGGCCCUGGGCGCGCCCUACCUCUACCAGCGGCUGCUGCGCGGCCGGCCCGUGGCGCUGCUGCUGGGCGCGCUGCUGCCGGCCCUCUACGGCCUGGCCGCCGCCUUCUGCGCGCUGCCGCUGCUGGGCUUCGGCCGCUACGUCCAGUACCCGCCCGGCACGUGGUGCUUCAUCCAGAUGCGCCUGCCGCGCCCGGGCGAGCCGCCGGGCUGCGAGGGCGAAGCGCUGUCGGCCGAGCGCGGCGUCCUCGCCUUCUCGCUGCUCUACGCCUCGUUGCUGCUGCUGCUCGUCCUGGCCGUGCUGCUCUGCAACCUCGUGGUCGGCGUCAACCUGGUCCGCAUGCAUCGGCGCGGCCAGCCCGCCCGACGCGUGGCCGCCGCCGCCGCCGCCUCGUGCUCGCCCGGCGCGCAGCGGCGCCCGCUCCGCCCGCUGGAGGCGCCCCACGGCCCCAGGGGCGCCCGGAGGCCGCUGUCGUUGCCCAAGGAGCUGGAGCACCUGGUCCUGCUCUCCAUCAUGACCAUCACCUUCGUCGUGUGCUCCUUGCCUUUCACGAUCCGUGCCUUCGUUAACUCUUUUUGGCCCAAUGGAGAUUUCGAGAAGGACCUUGAGGCGUUGCGGUUCCUGUCCGCGAAUUCCAUCAUUGACCCCUGGGUGUUUACCAUCCUGCGCCCCUCCGUCCUCCGGCUGCUGUGGUCCGUGCUGUGCUGCCGGGGGGGCUUCAAGUCACGGACUAAGAAGUCGACCUCCCCUCUUGCCAAAUCGAAGCCUGUUGGAGAGAUUGCCAGUGGCAGGCAGUAG
Elgaria multicarinata webbii is the source of this 1578-nucleotide messenger RNA. Its product is annotated as prostaglandin E2 receptor EP2 subtype-like. The coding region runs from base 1 to 1578 and encodes 525 amino acids. The transcript has 4 exons. Gene Ontology annotation, cellular component: plasma membrane. The record is from RefSeq and is a predicted model, not a curated record. Gene Ontology annotation, molecular function: prostaglandin E receptor activity. Lineage: Eukaryota; Metazoa; Chordata; Lepidosauria; Squamata; Anguidae. Gene Ontology annotation, biological process: positive regulation of cytosolic calcium ion concentration; cellular response to prostaglandin E stimulus; inflammatory response.